AUGUCUUUAAUCAAAAUAGUAGUGCAAUCUGACGCAAGACAUGAGCAUUCGCUUUCAUCCAAUAAUAAUGUGGACCAGCCAAACAGAUUUGAUCCGUCGACCCAUACAGUCCACCUUUUGAUAGGUCGAAGAGCAACAGGCGAUCGGCGGCAAGUUGUCAAUAGCAUAGCAUUCUUAGAAGCAUUUCAAAGAGACUUUGGUGAGCGAUGUCCGACAUUCUAUCGUGGCAGUUAUAAACAGGCUGUCAAUUCUGCUAAAGAAGGUUUACAAUUUCUCCUCGUUUAUAUCCAUAGUCGAAUGCAUCAAGAUACUGACACGUUUUGCAGAGAGGUACUAUGUAAUGAGCAGUUUGUAGAGUUUAUUAAUAAUAACCAAGUCCUUACUUGGGGUGGUGAUGUUGAUACCUACGAAGGAUACAGAGAGGCUUGUGAAGCUUUAAGACCUGCUACCUUUCCCUUUCUUGCCGUUAUUUCACAGAGGGACAAUAAAAUGGUUGUCGUUAAAAGAAUUGAGGGAUUGCUGGAAUUGGAUGAGGUUGUAGCUAUGCUAAAACAAACUUUUGAAGACAAUGAACCUUAUCUGGUGGUUGCACGGGAUGAAAGAAAUCAACGAAUUACAAAUCAGUUGUUGAGAGAACAGCAGGAUGCCGCUUAUCAAGAAUCUUUAAGAGCUGAUCAAGAGAAGGAACGUAUAAAAAGGGCAGAAUCUGAACGGUUAGAGAAAGAGAGAGAAGAAGAAAAUAGAAAAGCUAAGGAAGCUGAAGAAAAAUUAGAGCGUUACAAAUCGGAGCGUAUCAUGAGAGCUAACAGGGUACCCGCUGAACCGACAGUAGAUGAUCCUAAUGCCGUUAGAAUAAUAAUAAAAUUUCCUUCAGGGUCUCGUCUUGAACGAAGAUUUUCUACUAAGGAUACUCUAGAGACAUUAUACGACUACAUCCACAAGUCGGAUGAAGUUCCUAUGGAAUUUGUAAUUGUUACCAAUUUUCCGCGUAAGACUCUUACAUAUGAUCCCGACUCUACAAAUAUCCCUACUCUAGAGGAAUUGGGUAUCACUAGGCCAUCAAUGUUAUUUAUUCAAGAUGAAACUGAUGAUUAG
Trichoplax adhaerens is the source of this 1095-nucleotide messenger RNA. RefSeq lists its product as uncharacterized. Gene Ontology annotation, molecular function: ubiquitin binding. The coding region runs from base 1 to 1095 and encodes 364 amino acids. The record is from RefSeq and is a predicted model, not a curated record. Lineage: Eukaryota; Metazoa; Placozoa; Uniplacotomia; Trichoplacea; Trichoplacidae. Gene Ontology annotation, cellular component: endoplasmic reticulum. The transcript has 13 exons.